AUUUUGAAUUGUUCGAAACAGGGAAAUUUAUUGACAGUUCGUUGACAACGGGGAUUUUUCACUGGAAAACGUCAGUGAAGAGAAUGAUGAAAAUGGAAUGAACGCAAGACAAAGACUGUGAUCUGCUGUUUCGCAACAGAAAUAUCUUUGGAAGACAGUAAAACUCGGCCCUUUUCCAUUAUCAACUUUUCAUCGAGGUAGUCUCAGCUGAGCGUGAAAAAAGUGAGAAAAAGUAGAAGAACAUCCCGAGCGAGGUAGUAGCAGCAGCGGCAGCAAGCAGCAAGUCGUGUCGUUCCCGAUGCAGUGCAUUGUUUUCGGCAGCAUAUCGACGGUUGUUGUCCACCUUUAAAAAGGGGCAGCCCGCAUUGCAGUUGCAUAAAAUUUCGUACGAGUGCAUCACCCAGUGCAGGAGGUGAAGGAUGAGCAGCGUCUAAAAGUUGGUGUGUUGUUGGUAAUAGCAGCGAGCAGAGCAAAAACGAUGGCGAUGAUGGUGGAUAACUUUGAGUGUGCUGGAUACACGUUUUACUCAAAGUUCGAUUCCGGCAACCUGGGCAAGGUUGAGCUGGUACGAUGCUGUGAAGGACUCGGCAUCGUUGGCAACACGGUGUCGAAUGCUAUAGGUGCGGGAGGUGUAACGUGUGGUGCAGGAGCAGGGAGUAAUGCUCCCGUUAUCGGUUCGGGAAACAAUACUGCUUCAGGCACGGGCAUUACCAGUGCUUCCGCCAUAGUAGCUGCAACACUUGGGAUUGGUUUGCAACAGCAACACCAUGGACUGCUUUCUUCGACCACCGGAAGUGGCAACGGUGGCUCAACCACUGGCAGUGUCACCAGCACCCUUGGUUUGCCCAUUCCCUCACCUACACCGCACGCAACUGAAAACCCGCUGGUUGAGGUAGAAUUCAAUCUGUGGACCAGACCGGACUGUGGCGGUACGCCAUACGAAAACCAGAAUCGCACCUGGUUCCAUUUCGCCGUGACGGGCGGACGGCCCAAUCAGAUCGUAAAAUUCAAUGUGAUGAAUCUGAACAAACAGGCCAAAUUGUUUAGCCAGGGAAUGCACCCAGUCACGAAGGUUGGCCCUAAUGGGCGCUGGGAACGGAUCAAAGAUAAACCAUCUUACUCGAUCACGAACGAUGUAUUUUUCAUUUCCUUCCUGCACAAAGUGCCGGAAGUGGGCGGUGAUCAGACACGGAUCUAUUACGCGUUUACCUUUCCAUUCACGUACACCGAGCUGCUGGACCAGUUGGCCUCUUUCGACCGAAAAUUCGGUCGGCAUCCAUUCGAGCUGAACAAGAUGGCGUACGAAAUAUCGCAAAAGUAUGAUGCACUUCCAGCAACUGCUACGGAGGAGUCGAAGAACAUAUCGAACCUUGCGCCACACCGCCGGAAAGGGAAGCUAUCGAAGAUGGAGCGCGUUGACCGUACCAGCCCCGAAUCGUUCGAUGAGACAGCGCGCGAUGGCGUUGGCCAUGGUCCGCCGAUCAAGGAAGCGUUGUCAGAAGCGAACAAAUCACUGCAAACGGUGCUGGGACCGGGUGCCGGUGGAAUGAUUAUUGAUGAAAAUACCUCCGAAUCGAUGCAGCAGAUAACAAACCUUGUGAAUAAAGUGAAAAUAGAGUUACCGUCUGGUGGAUCUGCUGGUGGUGAAACGAAACAACCCGCACAAGCGUCCUCGUCGACGUGCUCAACGAAAACGAAGUUACCCUCAUUUCAUCACCAGCUCAACGUGGCAUCGACCACGGCGAAUCUCUCCGAGGAGGAUCCACGGGAUGAAAUCUACUACUGCCGGGAGCUGCUAACGCACUCAAUCGAACGUCGCCGGAUCGAACUGCUCACCAUAAGCUCCUUUCACAGGAUUCAAACGGCGAGGGAGCUACGCCUGCGCAAUCUGUUCCCAGACGACGAGGCUCAACGCUGCCAUACGUUUAAGGAUAAGAAAAUCGUUUUCAUCUCGUCACGCGUACAUCCGGGCGAAACGCCGGCCAGUUUUGUGCUAAACGGAUUUCUCAGCAUGUUGCUCGAUCGAAAGAGUGUCGUCGCGCAGACGCUACGCCGGAUGUACGUAUUUAAGAUUAUUCCAUUCUUAAACCCAGACGGAGUUUACAAUGGGCUGUAUCGAUCGGAUACGCGUGGUCACAAUCUCAACCGAGUGUACAUUAGCCCAUGUCAUGAGACGCAACCUGCGAUUUAUGCAGCCAGGAAAUUAAUACGGUACUACCACCUCGGUGUAGAUGAAGUGGAGCCGUACGAAUUAGAAAAGGAAGCAGUACAAGCGAAUGCAACCGUUGACGUUAAGGAAAUCGUCAUCGAUCCUGCAGCAGUACCAUCUCCCAUAGAAGGAAUCACAUCAACGGAUGCAACGGGUGGCAAUGUUAAUGUGGCACUUAAAAAAGUGGAAGGAUCGACCCGUAAGCGUCGCACACCGUCCCUCUCCAGCACACCGUCCACAAGCGUCUCUAGUGAGAGAAGAUCCGUUAUCGCUUUUGUAACACCGUCCGAACCACCGGCCAUCUUGGCGAAUCGAACAAAACCCGUAACAUCGUGGUCAGAUAAAAUUUUCGGUAAAAUUCUACGCCGUCGCCGCACAAAGUCGUCCGUAGCGUCCGAUCUUUCUGCGGAUGGCAUUCCUGCGGCUGCCGCCGGGAAAUUGUCUCCGAUAGCACAGGCCCUUCCAAAGCCAACUUUACUGUUGCCGGUGGUUGAGGAAGAAACAUCUGUAUUGACGGUGAAGGAACGAGUAGUCUCGUCGUCGACAUCACCCGAGUUAUCAUCUCCGACGGGUCCUGCUCAUGCUAGCACGACAACCGCUUCUAACGCAUCGUCACCGCUCACCGAUGAAUCGGAUUCAGUGGAACAAGAUACACCGGUGGCGUCCGAUUCCGGCUACAGCGAGGCAAGUUCUACGUCUUCAUCGCUGAUUUCGAAGGUUGCGUCAACCGCGUUGCCCACUCAAUCGUCAGCAGACUCAAGCAGCUGCCCUCCAGCGGAAGAAACCGCGCCGGUCGUGAUUUCGGACGCAUCACCACCCACCGUAGUGCAGCCACCGUCGCUAGUUGCGGCUGCUACGACCGCUGCACAAGUUUUCACCGAGAAGCUCAUACCGGAGCUAAAUCCGAUCCUUAGCGAAGGUACCAACAUUGGACAUGCGUCAGCUCGUGCUGGACCACCCGCUGCUGGGGGUCGUAGUGCUUCCAGUUUGAGCUUAAAAAAAUCGAUCCACACGGUAGCGGCCAGGGUCGAUACGGGCAAGGGAGGCAUCGGUAAGGGUGCACAUCACAAGCAGCACGUGUUGAACAAGCCACAGUUCCUUGGCCACAUCGCACCGGGCACACUGAAGUUCAAGGAGUUUCUGGUCCAUCCACACCAACACCACCAUCACCAUCAUCAUCAUCAUCACCAUCACCACCAUCAUCAUCUGGCGGGUGCGGGAGCGGCACCGGGUGGAGUGUCAAGUGGUGGACAGGUGCAAGGCCAGGUCGUCACCGCGCUUCAUGGUGGCAAAAUGCCGCUUGGGUCGUUUAAAAAAGGGACCGGCAGUGGAAAACAACAAACAUCGUCUUCCGCAACGUCUUCAUUGAUAGGUGUGGCUGGAGCAGUAGGCCGAGCUUCCGGUGGUGGAAGUGUCCUUGGGGAAACCGGAACUGGUCCGGCGAGCAAAAAUCGUCCACAGACCCCUCAAACCAAUGCCGGACAGUACAGCCACUAUCGAUCGCAUCGCAACGAAUACCUAAAUCCAGUCAUUGGCGGAGGUGGAGUUGGUGGUGGUGGUGGUGGUGGUGGUCCGCGAAGUUUGAACAUUAGUAUGGAUUUUCUGGCACAGCUAGACGAACGGCAUGACCGCGUAGUUUAUGAGGAUCGCAGCAAUCUCUUCAUGUACAUUGAUUUGCAUGGACAUGCCUCGAAGAAGGGUGUGUUUAUGUAUGGGAACCAUCUGCCGAACACGAUCGAAGCCGUCGAGUGCAUGCUGUUACCACGGUUGAUGAGCCUCAAUUCGCAGCACUUUCACUUCGAUGCGUGCAAUUUCAGUGAGCGCAACAUGUACUACAAAGGAAAACGGGAUGGCUUAUCGAAGGAAGGGUCAGGCCGUGUAGCCGUGUACAAGACGACCGGAUUGAUCAAAAGCUACACACUGGAGUGCAACUACAAUACCGGUAAAUGUGUUAACAUACUACCGCCACGGGGCAAGGAGAUAGUUGCUAAAACGACCCACACACUGGUACCUCCGAAGUAUACACCGGCCGUAUUCGAAGAGGUUGGCAAAGCUCUCGGACCUUCGAUAUUGGAUCUGACCAACUCGAAUCCACUGUCACGGUUACCAAAUUGCGAGUUUCGCACGCUGCAAGGUUUGCGGAAUGCACUGCGAAUCGAAAUCGAACGCGGCUCGUCGAAGGCACGGGUCACUAAUAAGACCCAGAAGUCUCACACGAAGCGGCUCGCCAAUCAGCUCUCCUGUUCGAUAGACGUUGCAAAGGAAAACGCUAUCCAAUGGGAUCACACCCUUGGCACACCGGUUGGGCUCGGUUCUGGGGGCCAACCAGGUGCCACCGUUACAACCGGGGCCAGCGGUGCGAAUGUUUGCAAAAUUGUAAACGAUACCGAUUCGACGACCCUUCUCCUAGCGAGCACGGGUGGUAGCAGUGGCAAUGCAAACAACACUACCAGUCUAUCCGUUGUGCCCGGUAUGGUCGGACCGGGGGCCGGAUCCAGCGGACGUCAGGUGCUGAAAACGGCCGGCUCAUCCGUCACGCUGAAAACAUCACACGGUACCGCUGGUGGUAAAAUUUCGCGCAAGGUUAGUGGCUUCGGCAAGCCCAAGAAACCGAAGGUGCUGUGCGAUGUCGGUGGAGUUACCGGCGCAUCGGGGAUGGGGACCGGCAGCGGUAAGAAAAUUCAGGAGCUUAUGCUUCGCAGCACGAAGGAACAAGUGCCUCGCAAAAAGAUCAAAGUGUCCCCGCAGCAUCCCGGCAUCAGUGGCCCGGGUGGUUCCGGCGUGGAUCGAACAGCGGCACUGGAGCUAUGUUUCAAGGGUGGUCUAGGGUCAGGCUCGUUGCCGAACUUUUUAACUGUCGUUCCGGGCAAUCUGUCGGACCUGCCAUCACUGACCGCGGGGAAGAAAGUCAAAUCGGAAAGCAAGCUAAUGGAUGUGAACAGUAUGAUACAGUGUGACGAUAGCUUCGAUGCGGCACCCUGUUGCUCCUACACAACCGUUCCACUGGCGGCGGGUACGAUCGUUACCACUACCGGUGGAAUUUCCAAGUUGAUCUCGACGUACACACAGGCAACUACCGAUCUGCACACCGCCACGGUGCUCAGUACUGGAGCGGAAGAGCUGAUCACACUCGGGUGCAGUGACGUGGUUGCGUCCCCCGUCGGUCCCGGAUCGUCCGUUGAGAGUGGAGCUGGUGGUGGCAUUGGUAGCGGUAGCAUCGCGAGCGGAAGUGGUAGCAGCAGCGGCGAGACAAAAAGUGUCAAGUUUGGUAAGAACCCUCUCAAACCGAAGCAGACGAAACUGGCCAAAUCGACAAAGUCGGGCAACGAUGUCACCGGCAAGAAAUUACUAAAAAAGAAGCGUUCCCUCAAGACCGAUUCGAGCCUGAAGCGAAAGAAAACGCGUGUUAAGCCGGCACUGACCUAGGCGUUUCUUCAUAGUGCAAUCAGAGUAUUUGGAGUGUCUUCCCUCGUAUGGGAGAUAGAAAAGAUGGAGUGUGUGCGUGUGUGUUUGGGUGCUUUUGGUUAUAUUUAUUUUGACGAAUCAGUAUAUUUUCGUAAUGCGUGCGCUUCCGCUCGAUCACCGAUCUAGGUUUUCACUUAAAGUGGACUUUAUAUUUUGUUUUCUUGAUCUUCUUUACAUUUUGUUAUACAUUCAGACUUUAACUUUCCUUCCAAAACGAACAACAUCGCUUGUGUUUGGGCUCAGUGUGAUAUCUUUUUUUUUGUAUUGCGUAUUUUUAUUUUAUCUUUAUAUUUUAUAGCUGCUUGUUUUAAGUGUAAUACUUUUUUAUGUAAAAACGAAAAAGGUUGGAAUUGUUAAGCGUGGGCAGAAAAGAUAUUUUCCGGGUUACAGAUGAGGAGAUUUUCACUAUCGCUACAUCAUUACAUCAGUAAAUGGAAAGUUUAAGUUUAACAUUUAACACCAUUGGAAAGUUUAUUUCAAGCCAGAACCGCUUCACGUAGCCCGGCGAAAAGAGUUAGUUUGUUCAUGAAUUUUUCUGUAUGUAAAGCAAAUAGUGAGAGAAUGAUAUGAUUUGCAUGGUAAGAUUUCGUGUUAUACAUUUAAUUCCUGUUCACCGAAUCAUUUACCUGUCUAUAGACUCAAGACUUUAUAAAUGUAUUAUUAGAAGGAGCUUGAAUAGGAAGCGAGUAAGCGAGGUAAGGAAGGAAUGCGAAAAAAACAGACGUGCCUGAGGUUCGCGUGGAAAGUUUGGCUUAAGAUUUAAAACCAUGGAAGCAAAUCGACACUUCUAGGGCGGAGACAGAGAUAGAUGACGCUUUAGACAAGCUGUUUUAAGUGUUUUCUUACGUGUACACUGCGAUUGGGCCAUGUUCGGCACUAGGUACGAACGCAAUACUACCACAACCAGUUUUUUUAGAUAGGAAGCAAUAGCUAUCAAAAAGUACUCGCCAACAAAACACGAAGCAUUUUUUUAUUUCAAGUAUUGAAACUGUUACCAUUUACACGGGUAGCAAAAUAUGCGCAGAGGACAUGCAAGCAAAUAUCAUCUCGUGCACGAGUAGAACGAUAACCUCCAAUGCGAGGGUACACAGCGAAAGACUUAUGUAUGGCAAACACCGUGAUAAGAGUAAGGACAUUUGUGGAAUAAAAGGACGAAAGAAAUACAAAACACCGGA
Anopheles funestus (African malaria mosquito) is the source of this 6849-nucleotide messenger RNA. RefSeq lists its product as uncharacterized. The record is from RefSeq and is a predicted model, not a curated record. Gene Ontology annotation, biological process: proteolysis. Gene Ontology annotation, molecular function: zinc ion binding; metallocarboxypeptidase activity. The coding region runs from base 479 to 5635 and encodes 1718 amino acids. The transcript is spliced from 10 exons. Lineage: Eukaryota; Metazoa; Arthropoda; Insecta; Diptera; Culicidae.